Messenger RNA from Trichobilharzia szidati, 4123 nucleotides. NCBI's taxonomy places the organism in Eukaryota, Metazoa, Platyhelminthes, Trematoda, Strigeidida, Schistosomatidae. The record is from the annotation of a GenBank genome assembly.
CUCAGUUUUUAUUUUUAGUCUUAGAAUAAAAAAUUUUUUAAUGGCCAAUCGAAUAACGAAAAGUAAGUAGUAGUAAAUCAAUUUAUUCUAUCUCGUCAUUGGCUGCUUUUCCUCUACCAAUCAUUUUUUAGUUUGGUUAGCUUGAAUAAACCUAUGGUUGAGCAUAAAUAUCUGUUAUGAUGAAGCGCCAUUAGAUUUUUAGAUCAAAAUAAUGUUUAUCAUCAUGGAUAAUGUUACAUAAUGUCGUAAUCCACUUCUUACUUUGAGGAUUAUACUUUCACAUAAAUGGAGGUUGUUCCUGAGGUCAAACAUGACGACACCUUAAGCAUAACGUCUAAUAAAAAGAAUAGUCAACAGGGAAAGUUCUAUCCUAAAAGCUAUGAGAGGUCACCACGAAACCAUGGGAACAAUAUCACAAGUGGACGAAGAGGACCUGGACUUUUUAGACCCACAGUAAAUGAAAACUCGAUAUUACAACCGAACAUGCCACCUAAUCUACUCCGUAGUCGAUUAUCUCAUUUUAAACCUUCUUUGACUCCUGGACUUGGAACAAGAAGAGUGGUUUAUGGAAACUCAAGACAGGAUGCAAAUCUGAAAUUCAGCAUAGAGCCUCGUUUGAGUGAUGAAGCUUUUGAUGAAUGGGUUAAUGCUAUACGUCUCAUGGCUCGCUUAGGUGAUGGAUUGCCAGCAUCUAUUCGUGCACGCGUUUGGUCAACUCUUGCAGAUCGGCAGUUGGCUAAACAACAUGUGGACUGGGAUCAUGUUAUUAAAGUGGCUUUCAAUGAACCAUCCAAUCAAGAUGAUGAUAGAUUAGGCGAACAGAUUGUAAAAGAUCUGCAUCGUACUGGAUGUGAACAGUUUGGCUCAGAUUCUGACAGGGCAUCAUUGAAACGUGUACUUCUGGCUUACGCUCGAUGGAAUAAACGUGUCGGUUAUUGUCAAGGAUUCAAUGUGAUAGCUGCUGCUGUACUGGAUGUUACUGCUCGAGAUGAAAAGAAGGCAUUUAAGAUUAUGGUUUACCUAAUUGACUAUGUCUUACCGGAAUCGUAUUUUGCACAAAAUCUACAAGCACUUUCAGUGGAUAUUGCUGUAUUUCGUCAACUUUUACAGACAAGACUACCUGAAUUAGCCAACCAUUUGGAUCAUUUGCAAUAUAAGGCUGCUUUAGAAACUGAAUAUCAGUCGGGAGCGAAACGAUCACCGUUUGAUAAACAGGAUAUUGUAUCAGGGAAAAAUCAAGGUGCUUAUGAGCCACCAUUAAUGAAUGUUUAUAUUAUUCAAUGGUUUCUUACACUAUUUGCUACUUGUUUAGCUCCGGAUGCAGUCCUACGUGUAUGGGACAGUAUCCUACUUGAGGGUUCUGAAGUGAUUCUAAGAACUGCAAUUGUUAUCAUGGAUUUUCUGAAAAGCCGUUUGUUAAAAUUAAAGUCAGCUGAUCAGUUUUACUCUACAAUGAGUGAUUUAUUGUCAGCGCUUGCUGAAGGGAAAAUUGUCAGCAGUCAAGAAUUAUUAUUUGAAAUAUACGAAUUGGCGCCGUUUCCCUAUCCGGGUUUGAAAGAAUUACGCGAAAAGUUUAUGUAUAAUAUUGCACCACUAGUUCUUACCAAUAUGAAUAAUAAUCCAUUUAUUGAUUGUACUAAGAAUGGUCAGGAUAAUAACAAGAAGCAGAAGAAAGCUGAUAAAUUCAACUUACUGAAGUAUUUUUCUACAAGCUUUAAAAAACCAGAAUCACUAGAACCUACUAGUACUGUUAAAAAUCUAACAAAAUUCAAGAAGGAUAAUAGAUGUUCAAAUGAAACUACGGCAACGCGUACUGCGGUCAAGUGUGAAAAUGCACAAUCACCUUUCAGAGAAAAGCUAAAGGUCAAUCAGAGAGAAAAUGAUGAAAAUCAGUCGCCCCCAGAAGUAAAUACAGUGGAAUCUACGAAUGAUACUUAUGAAGAAAUUAGUUUGGCUCCAAAUAUUCAUCAUUCUCAGUCACCGAAACAAUCUUCAGGAAAAUUUUUCAGUUCCAGUAAAACACAGAAUAUUCAUCCUAAUAGUAAUACCGGUCGUAAUGAGACUAAUGACAAAUUAAGAAAACUUGUCAAUCCUCCAAUCAAAGGAGCUGUCAGAUGUUUUUCAGCUUUUUGGCCGGAGAAAAAUAAUGAUGAUUUUGAGUCAUUAUUCUCUAGUAAAUCUUGUAUUACAGAAAGUAUUUCAAUGAAAUCAUUACAUGCUUCUCACGAUGAUGAUUGUAAUCAUAAUCAUCACACUAGUAAUGAUGUUGAUAAUCAUCAUCAAAGCAGGUCAUUGAAGUUAUUCCGGUUUCGAAGUCUUCGAAGUAGUCCAGUGGAUAACUGUGAAACAAGAGUGUGUUCAGAUAUCAGUGAUAUUGGUCCUGGUGCAGUUAGUGAUGCGCCAAGAUUAACGCCUAUGGAUAAAACAUCUUCAGCUGAUCAAGCUCGUAUGACUAGAGAUCUUGAAAAAUUGAAGUCAGUGUAUAAAAGGCAACAAGCAGCAUGUCAACGAUCGACUGUGAUAAUCCUACCCAAUGAUAUUUUGCAGUCAACUUGUUGUCCAACAAAUAUGAUUACUGUUCUUCCUCAAAAAAGGCAAACUAAUCAAAAAUCAUUGAGAAACCGUCAGUCAGUGAAGUCUGAAUCUUUCACUUCCAAUAAUACCUUAGAAUAUCAAACAGGAGAAGUAAAAUCUUUUGAAUGUGAUAACGAUAGUUGUGUGUCAUCAAACUUUCUCAAUAAGAAGAUUGAAAACUCAUCCAAUGAAUGUAUAUGUUCAGAUCAACGUUUAAUUGGAGCUGUACGUACUUGGCAAAAAAGAGCCAUCUGGUCAUCGGUUUCAGUUGAUGAAAGUGACAAUACAAACUUAAAAGUUCAAACGAAGGAAGUAAAUGGUGAAGAUUUAUCGCCUAAACAUUCCAAUGGUAGGAAGCCUAAAUUAUGGGAAUUAGCAAGCUCUAAAGAAAUGAAGUUUUGUUGGCCACCAAAGUAUUCCUACUCAGCUGAAACACUGAAUAGUAAUAAUCCGGUGUGUGGUGAUUUCCCUAAAAGCAAUGAUGAAACUAACUCUAAUGUUUCACCAAAGAGAGAUAUAUAUUUUCCUUAUAACACUAGUAUAACCUAUUCAAAAAAAUUUGUCAGUGAAUAUAUUCUGAUGAAUAUGAUUAAGCAGCAUAUUGAACAAAAAGCGGCCGAUAGUUUACUCGACUCUGAAUUGUCAAAGGCCAUUUCCACGAAGUCAUCCGCUGACGUUUCAAAUGAAGAUGUUAACUCAAACUCCGAAGAAACUGCUUCGAUAUACACUUCAGUAUCAAGAUCGACUGCAAGAAAAUUGCCUUGGGAAGAAGCAGCUGCAUCUUUUGUGUCUAAACAUCGUUCCAAUCAUUUAAAUAAUACUAUUCUCUCAAAGAGAACAACUGAGUCAUUCCCUGUAAAAAUGCCUCUUACUCAAUCUCGAAAAGAGUUUGGAGCGAAAUUUGGCAUUUAUCAAGGUAUCAAUUCUGAAAAUUCAUCGUUUGGUUCAGGUUUUACAGAUCGCGUACAGGUGAUGCAAAGUGUAUGCGCAAAUCGUAUAACUCGGUGAUUUCAAAUUCGUAUUAUUUUUUGUAAAAUGUAACAUUGUUGCACAUAACGUCCUGUCUUCUACUUUAUCAUCGUGUUUAUACUGUCUGCUUAAACGUAUUUUGUCAUAGACGAGUAAGUAAACAGGACUUUUUAUUUAUCUAAAUUUGAAAAGAUGAAGUAGUUUUUUUCAAAGAGUCUUACAUUUUCCUUCCAUCGGUUAACUGUGCUUACUGUUGAAUAGAAUUCAAUGUCUGUUUGUUGUUUAUUGUAUAUUUGUUUUUGUACGUGAAAAAUUAUCUUGCUUCAUUUUCAGUAAUCAUCGUCCGUCAUCCUCAUACUAUCCUACUUUAAACUAUACUUAUUACCUCUGAGCCUCCAUUACUUACUUCCAAAGAUAUGGCUGUAAAUAAAAUUCACCUAUGUAUCAAUAAUGAGUUUCUACGCACCGAUGAUACCAAAUAUUAUGAUUGGUGCACAGGACAGUGCAGUUUCCCCGUAAUUAAUCGUUACUAACUUAACGAAGUGUUACUGAAAUUAUAGUAAGCAUCACAUGCAUGAGC